Messenger RNA from Gekko japonicus, 3606 nucleotides. RefSeq names its product neurofilament, heavy polypeptide (gene NEFH). Gene Ontology annotation, cellular component: axon; neurofilament. The transcript has 4 exons. The annotation marks the transcript as partial. NCBI's taxonomy places the organism in Eukaryota, Metazoa, Chordata, Lepidosauria, Squamata, Gekkonidae. Gene Ontology annotation, biological process: axon development. Gene Ontology annotation, molecular function: structural constituent of postsynaptic intermediate filament cytoskeleton. The record is from RefSeq and is a predicted model, not a curated record.
GGCGGCGGCGGCGGCGGCGGGGGGCGGUACGCGGCUUCCCGCUCGGCCGGCUCGCUGGCCUCGAGCGGCUUCCACUCGCAGUCGUGGUCGCGGGGCUCGACGUCGCUGUCGGCCUCGGGCUACCGGCGCCUGGGCGGGCCGGGGGGCGCGCUGAGCCAGCUGGGCUCGUCGACGGAGAGCCUGGAGUCGUCGCUGAACGGCGAGCUGCGCGCCCGCAACGAGAAGGAGGUGCUGCAGGCGCUCAACGACCGCUUCGCCGGCUACAUCGACAAGGUGCGGCAGCUGGAGGUGCAGAACCGGCAGCUGGAGGGCGAGGCGGCGGCGCUGCGGCAGCAGCAGGCCGGGCGCUCGGCCAUCGGCGAGCUGUACGAGCGGGAGAUCCGCGACAUGCGCGGCUCGCUGGUGCAGCUGGGCGCCGAGAAGGGCCAGCUGCAGCUCGAGCAGGAGCGCCUGGAGGAGGACAUCGCCCACCUCAAGCAGCGCCUCGACGACGAGGCCCGCCAGCGCGACGAGGUGGAGGCGGCCGCCCGCGCCCUCGCCAAGUUCGCCGACGAGGCGCACCUGGCCAAGGGCGAGCUGGAGAAGAAGCUGCAGGCGCUGCGCGACGAGAGCCUCUUCCUCCGCCGCGGCCACGACGACGAGGUGGCCGAGCUCCUGCAGCAGAUCCAGGGCAGCGGCGUCGUCCAGGUGGCCUUCGAGGCACGCGAGGCCGCCCUCAAGGCCGACGUCACCUCGGCCCUCAAGGAGAUCCGCGCCCAGCUGGAGGGACACACCGUCAAGAGCACCCUCCAGUCCGAGGAAUGGUUCCGAGUGAGAUUGGACAAGCUGUCAGAAGCUGCCAGGGUGAACACAGAUGCCAUCCGCACAGCCCAGGAAGAGAUUUCCGAGUACCGUCGACAGCUGCAAUCCAAAACUACCGAGCUUGAAGCUUUGAAAGGGACCAAGGAGUCUUUGGAGAGACAGAGGGCCGACAUGGAAGAUCGCCAUCAUGUCGAUGUCCUGUCUUAUCAGGAGAGUAUCGCACAGCUGGAUAACGAGCUGAGAAACACCAAGUGGGAGAUGGCAGCCCAGCUCCGGGAAUACCAAGAUCUGCUCAACGUCAAAAUGGCCCUGGAUAUAGAGAUUUCUGCAUACAGGAAGCUUUUGGAAGGAGAGGAGUGCCGCAUGGGAGCAGGAUUGGGACUAUUCCCUUUCCCCGAAGCCCUCCCCAAAGUUCCGAGCAUUUCCACUCAUAUCAAGGUCAAAAGCGAAGAGAAGAUAAAAGUGGUGGAGAAGUCAGAGAAGGAGACGGUGAUUGUGGAAGAGCAGACUGAGGAAGUCCAAGUAACUGAAGAAGUCACUGAGGAAGAUGGAGGUGAGAAAAAAGAAGGGGAGGAAGAAGAGGAAGAGGAGGAGGAGGAGGGAGGGGAGGAGGAAGAAGGAGAGGAAGAGAAAGAAGAAGAAGAGGAGGCAAAAGAGGAGAAGGAAGAAUCUGAAGGAGGAGAGGGUGAGGAGGAGGAGGAGGCUACAUCUCCAGAGAAAGGCAAAGAGUCUCCAUCAGCAGAAGCAGCUACAUCCCCAGGACAGGAGCCUGCAGAGAAAGAUGCAGGAGUCAAAUCUCCAGAAAAAAUUAAGUCCCCAGCAAAGGAAGAAGCUGAAUCUCCUGCAGCAAAAUCCCCGGCAAAGGCUGCCUCUCCCACAAAGGAGGAGGCCAAAUCCCCUGCCAAAGUGAAGUCCCCAACCAAGGAAGAGGCCAAGAGUCCAGCAGCCAAGUCACCCAAGAAAGUUCCGUCCCCCACCAAAGAAGCAGCCAAGUCUCCAUCAAAGGUUGUAUCUCCUACCAAGGAGGGAGGCAAGUCUCUAGAGAAGGACAAGUCCCCAGCAGUGAAAUCUCCAGAGAAAGAGGAGGCCAAGUCUCCAGAGAAGGUCAAGUCACCCACAAAGGAAAAAGCCAAGUCUCCAGAGAAGGUCAAGUCACCCACAAAGGAAAAAGCCAAGUCAUCAGAAAAGGAGGCAGCCCCACAAAAGGAAGCAGCCAAGUCACCCCAGGAAGAUACGAAGGCAGAUGUGAAAGAAAAGAAAGAAAAGGAGAAAGAGGAGGAGAAAGCACCAACAAAAGCAAAAACAGAAGAGAAGAAAGACAGCAAGAAAGAAGAGCACAAAAAGGAAACCACAGCUAAGGAUGUGCAGAAACCUGAAGUCAAGGUAGUGGCAGAGGAGAAGAAGGCCAAGACUGAGGACAAGGAAGAGACCAAGCCCAAGACACCUACCCCUGAGGAGAAGAAGGAGGAGGCAGCUGCUAAAGCUGAAGAGCCCAAAGAGAAGGAAAAGGAACCUGCCAAGCCAGCAACAAAACCCAAAGAAGAGCCUGCGAAAGAAGAGAAAGCAGCAAAGAAAGAGCCUGAGCCAAAACCUCAGGAGAAAGACACAAAGGCCAAGGAACCAAGCAAGCCAGCCAAGAAGGAAUCAGAGAAACCAAAGACAGAAGAGAAGAAAGAAGAACCCAAGAAGGAGAAAGUUGAGCCCAAGAAGGAGCAGGAGGAGAAACCCAAAGCUGAAGCCAAGGCUAAAGGAGAAGCCAAGAAGGAACCCAGCAAAGACCCCAAGGAGACGCCUGUGAAAGAAGCCCCCAAGGCAGCCAAGCCCAAGACAGAGAAAGUGGAGAAGUCCUCCAGCACAGACCCCAAAGAUAGUAAAACCACAGAGAAAGUGGAGUCGGCUGAGAAAGCAAAGAGCGAGAAGUGAAGAGAGGCCCUGGAGGAGCAUGAUGCCCCCCCCCCUUGAGGUGCUGCAGAGGGUCUCCCUGCCCCAGGGCUGGCUCCCACUGCCCUCCAAAGACCAGACUUUGCUUAGGUGAGCAGCCAUCGCUCUCUCACCGAGGAAUGUUAGCAAUAUGUUGAUGUGAAAGAAAAAUAAAAAACCCUAAUCAAGCAAUGAAACGAACUUCCCCACCCAAAGGGGGUUCGGUUAUGUUAUGAUAGCUUCCGUAGCAGAAUGUGAUAUACGCAGAAUGCCACAUUUAAACACUUGAAUUAUUUACCGGGGGGGGGGACCCAGAGCAAAACUUGACUGCCCUUUUCAAAUAAGUGCAUUUAUUUACCUAAUGGGCAACCAAGGGUCGAAUGCAAUAAAUGAAUGUAGAGCUGGGGGGAAAAGAGUUAAGCUUUGGAAGAUGUACAGUAGGCUAGAGAAUUCCAAAAUGAUCUAAAAUGCCUUGUUUUCAUUACAUACGCCACACACCUCUGUCAUCCUCACUUGAGUGCUUCAUCCCUAGCUAGUCUCAGGAUAUUUGGGGCACCCCUCUGCUGCAAGCUGAGAUGGGCUUGGAAAAGGUUUCAUGGUCUUGGCUCCUCCCCCACCCCCCAGUCUCAAGGGACUCUGGGAAAUCUAGUUGGGAAAGUGUGCCGCAAUGUUCGCUUGCCUUUUUGUUUCUUGGUGCAGGAAUGGCCAUUCUCAGAAUUCUUUGGGAGGCAGACAUACCAGGUAAACCAGUUUCCGUUUGUAGGUUAACAUGCCCUCUGUAUACAAUCACGUACACACACACACAAAGAAGUGCACUAUGUGUAGACUCACUCAGAAGUUCACUUCCAGUUGCUUUUGUGCAAUAUAAGCAAAUAAAAAUGCUUA